Lolium perenne is the source of this 1969-nucleotide messenger RNA. RefSeq names its product protein IQ-DOMAIN 6. NCBI's taxonomy places the organism in Eukaryota, Viridiplantae, Streptophyta, Magnoliopsida, Poales, Poaceae. Gene Ontology annotation, molecular function: protein binding. The record is from RefSeq and is a predicted model, not a curated record.
CUGUGGCUUUUGCUAGCUGCAUGCGUGCGUUGCUUUGGCUGGCUUCUUCCCUCCAUUUCGAAUUUCAAACUCCCAGCGCUUUCCGUUCCGUUACCCAACGCUCUCCUCCUCUCCCAGGCUCCCACUGCAAAGCCACACCGGGCGGCGCUCUCGCACGCGCAACGCACACACCAGUCUGUCUCUUGGCACUUCCUCUCUUCUCUUCUCUUCAAUCCGCUACCACCGCGCGUGCACCCCCUGGUCUUGGUCUCCUUCUUGUUCUCUGUUCUUGGCGCACAGCUCCUUCGCUCUGCUCGCUGUGGCGUCCCAUUUCUCUCCGGCUGCUGCUGCUGCCCGUGGUAUUGGCGGAAGCAGGGAGGAGGACAUGGGAGGGUCCGGGAAGUGGGUCAAGUCCCUCAUAGGGCUCAAGAAGCCGGAUAGGGAGGAUUGCAAGAACAAGCUGCAACUCCCAUCUAUCCAUGGAGCAGCGGGCAAGGGCCGGAAGUGGAAGCUGUGGAGGAGCUCCUCCGGCGACCACGGCUCCCUGUGGCGCGGCUCCAAGGGCGGCAGCCACCGGUCCGCCGCGGCGUCCGAGGCCUCCGACGACGCCUCCUCGCUGGCCGCCGCCGCCGCCGACAUGUUCUCCGCCGCACUAGCCACCGUCGCCCGCGCGCCGGCCAAGGACUUCAUGGCCGUCCGCCAGGAGUGGGCCUGCAUCCGCAUCCAGACCGCCUUCCGCGGAUUCCUGGCGAGGAGAGCUCUCCGGGCGCUCAAGGGGCUGGUGCGGCUGCAGGCCAUCGUGCGCGGCCGCCAGGUGCGGAAGCAGGCGGCCGUGACGCUCCGGUGCAUGCAGGCGCUCGUCCGAGUGCAGGCGCGCAUCCGGGCGCGCCGCGUGCGCAUGUCCACCGAGGGACAGGCCGUGCAGAAGCUCAUCCAGGCACGCCGCACCAAGCUCGACAUCCUCAGGGAAGCAGAGGAAGGAUGGUGUGACAGCCAGGGCACACUGGAGGAAGUGAGGGUGAAGCUGCAGAAGCGCCAGGAAGGAGCAAUCAAGCGCGAGCGGGCUAUCGCCUACGUGUACUCGCAUCACAUCGAGGGCGUCCCCAAGUGCAAUCAACCGAAGAACAGCAAUGGUCGGUCCAACCAGUCGGGUCUCCUGCUCAAGCACCAGCACUGCGACAAGAACAACGGCAGCUGGAGCUGGCUGGAGAGGUGGAUGGCGGCGAGGCCGUGGGAGAACAGAUUGAUGGAGGAGCACAACCAGACCAACACCACCAGCUCGCCGGACCUUGUGCCCUCCAAGAAAUGCGAGGAUUCCUUCGGUGCUCUAGGGGACUUCUCUGAACCAAAUUCAGUGAAGGUGAGGAAGAACAAUGUGAGCAAAAGGAUCAGCGCGAAACCGCCUGGAGCAACACACCAUCAGCGGCUCAAGGCUCAGUCCAUAUCGUCUCUGAGCACAGACUUGCACAACGAUGAGAGCUCUGCGUCGUCAUCGUCAUGCUUUGCAUCCACUCCGGUGUCGUUCUCCACCUUGCUCACUCCGGAGAAGACCGAUGGCAGUACCAGGGCAAGGCCAAACUACAUGAGCUUGACGGAGUCCAUCAAGGCGAAGCAAAAGCCUUUCGGAGCCCAGAGAACAACGGUAUCGAAAGCCUUAGAUGAUAGGAAGGCCUUGAGUGUCGACUUGAAGGUUGCGAAGGCGUAAACCUGACAUGUUCGUCGAUCUCCAAGAAGAGAUGAGCCAAUUUUCUAGCUCUCUCUAGGUUGUUUUUGGGUGGGCUGCUGCUCCAUCCUUCGGUGUCUCGGUGCUGCAUUCUUGAGCAGUUUGUGUGUUGCUGGUUUCAUGUUCAACAUCUUGUUGUCAUAGUGCCCCAUCUCAGGGCAGUCCUCAUUGUCAUUGGCAGUGUCUUUGUAAGAUAGUUCUUUGACUGAAAAAAAUGCGUCGAUUUGUUUUUCCGGGUUGUGAAAUAUUACCAGUGUUCUUGGCUUA